UGUCCCUCCUCCGACUCCGACCCAACAGGAAAGCCUGGCGUCCUCUUUUCCGCACCAUCGCCGCCCCGACUCGGCGUGGGCGAGACGUGGAUCUCGGCGGAGGAGACUCCGACCAUCGCUUUCCCUGUCCAACCAUGGCGGCCGCGGACUCCGACUCCACCUCCGCCUGCCCGCACUGUCAGCGGGAGAUUCCAUCUUCAAACAUUGAAUUGCACAGCGCGCACUGCGCUCGGAACCUUCAGAAGUGUGAGCAUUGUGGAGAUAUGGUUCCGAGGAAGCUUAUGGAUGAACACUACGAUGAAAACCAUGCUCCGAUGAAUUGCUCACUUUGCAAACACACAGUAGAACGUGAGAUAUGGGAUCUUCAUACAGGCAUACAAUGCCCACAAAGGAUGCUCGCAUGCCAAUACUGUCAGUUUGAAUUGCCUGCAGUCGAUCUUUUUGAACAUCAGGAUGUGUGUGGAAAUCGAACAGAAUAUUGUCAAAGUUGCAGGAAGUAUAUCAGACUUCGCCAAUGGAUUGGACAUGAACUCCAGUUCCAUACGAUUUUAAAUGCUGCAUCAGAACUUUCAAGUGACAGGACUCCAGCAGCAGCAGCCGAGCAGCCAGUACCAAAGCCAGCGCGACCUGCUACUGGUUCACUUAACAAACAACUGCUCUUGACGGUUGCAAUAACUGGAGUUGCAGUUUUGAUUGGAUCAAUACUGUACCAAAGUAAGGGGAAGUAGUUCUGGGGGAUAGUAAUUUGACGCCCCUUGAUGUAUAAAUUCCCUCAUAAGCAAGAGUACAGUUUAGAUCCAGUUGAGGAAAACAAAAAAAGAAGAAAAAUGGAGAGAGUACAGCUGAAAUGACAACAGUUAUGAAAGGACCGAUGAAACUAGGUUCUGUGGUCGUUGUUCUUUGUAAAUGGUAAUUUUCCCAUUAAACUUGUGGGCAUUGGUAAUCUAUGCAAAAAAAAUAUGUUCUCGUUUACAGCCGCAAGACUUGAAAUAUCAAAUAUCUUAUGGAUUCAUGGAAAAACUGUGACGUACGGUCAGUCAAAAUAAUAUGCCCUAA
Molecule: messenger RNA, 1056 nt
Organism: Sorghum bicolor (sorghum)
Lineage: Eukaryota; Viridiplantae; Streptophyta; Magnoliopsida; Poales; Poaceae
Product: XIAP-associated factor 1
Exons: 5
Coding region: 135-728 (197 amino acids)
Source: RefSeq, a predicted model, not a curated record